Prorocentrum cordatum is the source of this 3698-nucleotide messenger RNA. The record is from the annotation of a GenBank genome assembly. Lineage: Eukaryota; Dinophyceae; Prorocentrales; Prorocentraceae.
AGCCAUUUUGGCUCCAACCAGUUGGGCACAAGUGUGUUUGUGUGUGCGCGGCAUCGCAUCGCGGCUAGUUUCCACCGUUGAUCCAGCGCAUCGUCCGCCUUCCAGCGAUGGCAGCCAUGAAGAAAGAGAUCAUGGACCUCGCCGCGAAGUUCGGCAAGAAGGACGAGGCCCAGGGCGCCCUGGAGGCCAUCGCCACGAUGGCUGCGGAGAAAGGCGCCUCUGCAGAGCCGUUCCUGGUCGGCGUGCUCGACAAGGUUCUCGAGGCGGCGAGCGACAAGUCUAAGAACGUCGCCGUCGCGGCGGUUGCCGCCGGCAAGGCCAUCGUGGACGCCAUGAGCCCAUUCGCCAUCGACGCGGUCAUGCCCCACCUGCUGAGCGGCCUGGGCGUGAAGUCCAAGCCUCCGACGAAGGAGGCCACGCUGAACCUGAUCUCCUCGAUCGCGGAGAAGAGCCCCAAGGCCGUCGGGUAUGCGCUGGUCACCUUGUGCGGCCCGGUGGCGGAGCUCACCUGCGACAUCAAGAAGGAGGUCAAGACUGCGGCGCUGGCAGCUAUGACCGCGAUCGCAGGCUGCACCGGGAACAGGGACUUGGAGCCCUUCCUUCCGGCGGUCGUGGAAGCGGCUUCCUCCAUCAGCAACACGCACAAGUGCGUGGAGAAGCUCGCCGGCUGCAUCUUCGUGCAGAAUGUCGAGACCCCAGCGUUGGCCAUCAUGUUGCCAGUGCUGUCCCGCGGCCUCAACGACAAGUCCGAGGAGGUCAAGCGAACGUGCUGCCUCAUCGUCGACAACAUGUGCAAGGUGGUGGAGGAUCCGGCGGCCGUGGUUCCGGUGAUGCCUAGGCUGGAGCCGCUGGUGAAGGCAGCCGUGGAGAAGAUCUCAGACCCCGAGGCCCGUUCGGUGGCCGAGAGGGCGCACGGCACCAUGUCCAAGGCUGCGGCCGGCGCAGAGCUCAAGCAGGCGACGGUGGAGAGCGCCACGGCACUGUUUGAGGCUAGUCUGGGUGGCAAGAUUGACGAUGAGGCCAGGCUGUCCUUGUCGUACAUCGCUGCCCUGGCUGCCGCCGCCACCAACAUGCGCUCGUACGACCCAGCGGACUGGAAGAAGAGCAUCGCCAUCUGUGCUCCCUACGGCGACGCGAUCGACGAGAUCCGCACAAAGAUGGAGCUCGCAUCCAAGCCCGCGGAGGAGGUCGAGGAGGAGGACACUGAGGGAGUGGAUCUGUACAAGGGCGCCUUCUCCCUUGCAUACGGUACUCUCACCCUGCUGCGCGACGCCAAGAUGCACCUGAAGCGCGAUCGCUUCUACGGGCUCCUUGGCCCCAACCAGUGCGGCAAGACGACGCUCAUGCGUGCCAUCGCCAACGAGCAGCUCGAAGGUUUCCCCAAGCGCGACGAGCUCAAGUCCAUCUUCGUGGAGCAUGAGAUCGAGGAUGAGGAGGUUGGCGUGCAGGACGACGGCUUCCCGAUUCUGAGCGUGGACAAGCCGGGGUGGUGGUGGGUCAUGCACACGUGCAACGACAUUUACAAGAUCGCGAACCCUGUGACUGAGGAGAAGGCGAAGGAGGUCAUGAAGGAAACUGGAUUCGGUUACCCUGGCGGCCCGGACCGCGCUGCCCACCUCGACAACCCCGUCACGUCCUACUCUGGCGGAUGGAAGAUGAAGAUGCAGCUCUGCGCAGCGCAGCUGAUGAACGCGGACGUGCUUAUGCUUGACGAGCCCACUGGGCAUUUGGACGUGGACAACAUCAAGUGGCUGGAGGAUUGGCUGGAGUCCUUCACAGGCAGCAUCAUCUGCACGUCGCACUUCUCCCCAUUCCUCGACAAGAUGUGCACCCACAUCAUCGAUUUCCAGGACCGCAAGCUGAAGACGUUCAAGGGCGAGAAGGGCAGGACCUUGACGCAGUUCGUCGAGAAGUACCCGGAGAAAAAGUCGUACUUCGAGCUCAGCAACGAGAUCAUGAAGUUCGUCUUCCCGGAGCCUGGGGCCAUGGAGGGAGUGAAGAGCCGAAGCAAGGUGAUCUUGAGGAUGGACAAGGUCACCUUCCAGUACCCCACCAAGGACAAGCCCACCAUCAUGGACGUCAGCCUGACCGUCUCGCAGGUCAGCCGCGUGGCCGUGAUCGGUGCCAACGGCGCGGGCAAGUCCACCGCCAUCAAGGUUUUGGUCGGCGAGCAGAAGCCCACGGAGGGCACCAUCUGGAAGGCCUCGGGCCUGCGCAUGGCUUACGUCGCUCAGCACGCUUUCCACCAUCUGGAGAAGCACAUGCAGGAAACGCCCACGCAGUACAUCAUGUGGCGUUUCGCGGGCAACGACGACAAGGAGAGCCUGGAGUUCAAGUCCACCGAGCUGUCCGUGGACGAGGAGAAGGCCCGGGCAUGCAAGUGGUGCAUCGACUCGACUACCGGCAACGUCCGGAGGUGCACUGACCCCAAGGAGGACGCCAAGAAGGCCAAGGUCGACGAGGCCGGCGCGGUGGUCCCCGACGCGUGCGUGAACCGGCGCCAGAAGAAGAAGGAGAAGACCUAUGAGUACGAGGUGAAGUGGCAGUUCAAGGCCAUGGACCAGACCACGUGGGUGGAGAAGGACAUCCUCGUGAAGAUGGGCUACUUGAAGAUCGUGCAGCGCGAGGACGAGAGGCAGGCAGCUAUGGCCGGACUCAUGACCAAGCAGCUCACGCAGCCAUCUGUGGAGAAGCAUUUGGGCGAUUUCGGCGUGGACCCCGAGUCCGCUUCCCACACCCAGAUCAACCAGCUCAGCGGUGGCAUGAAGGUCAAGAUCGUCUUGGCCGCCUCCAUGUGGCAGAAUCCGCACGUCCUCAUUCUCGACGAGCCCACCAACUACUUGGACCGCAAUGGUCUCGGAGCCUUGGUGCUGGCCAUCAAGGACUACAAGGGUGGCGUGCUGAUCAUCUCGCACAACAAGGAGUUCUGUGAGAACGUUGCCACUGAGAAGUGGAUCAUGAAGGGCGGCUACCUCCGCAUUGAGGGAGAGUCCGUCGAAGCAGAGGACGAUCAGAAGGACGGCAACAAAGUCGUUGAGGACGUCUACGACGGCGCUGGCAACAAGAUCGACGUCAAGAAGAAUGUGUCACUUAGCGCGAAAGAUGCCAAGAAGGCGAUCAAGGAUCUCGAGAAGAAGCUGAAGGACGGCAAGAAGAAAAAGACGCUCUCUGAGGAGGAAUGUUGGGAGAUCGAGGACAAGCUUAACGAGCUGAAGGAGCAGCUCUCCAAGGAGUGAUACACUGCCCCUUGGUAGCAAUUUUCCAUUGCUGCUCUCAGGCCCAAGCUCCGCGCAGGAAUCGUAAGCCGCUGGUGCAGAUUCACGACAUGCGAAGGUUUCGAUCAGAGUGCAUGGCGUUCGCAACUAGCGAGGCCGUUGGGGAUUGGCGUGAAAUGGCACGACCCUGUUCCCAACAGUGCCAGACAUGUCAUCGAGCUCAUCUGGGUCCAGAAAGUACUGCAUCUAUGUCUUGCCAUCGUCACCUUAAUUAACGUCGUCAGCAGCAUCGUCAUAUUUCAUUGCCGCAGCUUGAGCAUCCUAGCGCAAGUCUGAAGGAGAAUAGACGCAAUGAUCAGCGAGGCAGCACAUUGUGCACCAUACGGCCGAGUCAUGAGGCAGCCUGCUGUUCGGGCCCCCCGCCCCGCAGUCCUAACGGCGAGCGUAGAUCAGGUGUAGCCCCGCAGAAGUCGUGAACGAAAA